Molecule: messenger RNA, 781 nt
Organism: Pseudomassariella vexata
Lineage: Eukaryota; Fungi; Ascomycota; Sordariomycetes; Amphisphaeriales; Pseudomassariaceae
Exons: 1
Coding region: 138-686 (182 amino acids)
Source: RefSeq, a predicted model, not a curated record
GUCAAGGGCCGCUGUUGCAACGACGGAGAUCCCUGCCACGAUGGAUUUUUUCACACCACAAUUGUUGUGUUGAAAUCAGACCCUGGAUGCCUGAACAUUGCGGCAUAAACUCACAGGACCAUGUAAAAGUAUUAUAAAUGACCACCGCUGACAUAUUCUGCUCCGUGAGUGGGACUUCAAGGCGACAAUCAAAGCUCCGGGUUGAUAUCAAGCGCUUAAAGGCUGCCCUUUUUUUCAUCUACUUAAAACUAACCAUAGGCAAGACAAGCUCCAUUGUCCAGUACUGGCCAGCCACCGGCCCACCUGUGGAUGAGUCUUAUCUUAAAAGGAAGCUAACAAAUCCUAAGUUUGAUGAGUUCUGUUUCCUUAAAGACAUAAUUGACAACACCAAGCAUCCCGACGCUACAGUGCUGCAUGUACUCGUGGAAACUCGAACCCGUCGUGGGGCAGAACAGCGUUGGGCUCAGCACUGGUAUGGGCUACGGAAUCCAGUCUCUCAACCAUGGCGUGCGGAAGCCGGCACGAACCUCGCGACCAAGAUGAAGUUGAGUAAUGUGAGUACAGCGUCCGCGGAUGCCUCUGACCAAGGCUUCGCCCAAGAUGCUAUUGAGCACGUAGUCAAGAUCCUGCUUGACUGGUACCGCCCAUACACACAAGCCCGGUUAUCAAAUAUCUUCAAAGUUUGAUAUAACUGGAAAGAAAUGUUUACUAGAAAUCGCUUGGUCUAGUUUUACAUUUCGUUUCGAUGCGUUCGCUUGGAGAGACCGACAACGGUGCAGUU